This is a messenger RNA of Pseudonaja textilis, 478 nucleotides long. The record is from RefSeq and is a predicted model, not a curated record. NCBI's taxonomy places the organism in Eukaryota, Metazoa, Chordata, Lepidosauria, Squamata, Elapidae.
CAGUUGCUCUCUUGCAAGGAGCGGUUUCUACAACACCUGAUCCACCAUGGCUGAUGACCUGGACUUCGAGACCGGCGAUGCCGGUGCCUCCGCCACCUUCCCCAUGCAGUGCUCCGCCCUCCGGAAGAACGGCUUCGUGGUGCUCAAGGGACGUCCUUGCAAGAUUGUGGAGAUGUCCACUUCGAAGACGGGCAAGCACGGCCACGCCAAAGUGCAUCUUGUCGGCAUAGACAUCUUCACUGGGAAAAAAUACGAAGAUAUCUGCCCUUCCACUCACAACAUGGAUGUGCCCAACAUCAAGAGAAAUGACUUCCAGCUUAUUGGGAUCCAGGAUGGCUACCUUUCUCUGCUCCAGGACAGCGGGGAUGUCCGGGAGGAUCUGCGUCUCCCUGAGGGAGACCUGGGCAAGGAGAUCGAACAGAAAUAUGACAGCGGAGAAGAAAUACUGGUAAGGGGCGGCCCUUCAGGCUGUGUUUGA